AUGGUUAAAUAUCUUGUUGAACAAGGCGCUGAUGUAAAUGGCAAGGGUACUGACGGGGAGACAGUGCUUCACUAUGCUGUUACUAAAGAUCUUGUUGAACAUGGCGCUGAUGUAAAUGGCAAGGAUAAUAACAGGUGGACAGUGCUGCAUGAUGCUGUUAGGUUUAAUAGAUUAAAGAUUGUCAAGUAUUUAGUUGAAAAGGGUGCUGACGUAACUCUUUGCACUCUUGGCAAUGACAUCCUGAAGAUGGCUGUUGAGAAAAAUUCAGUUGCUUUCAUCAAUCUUUUGUUGGAAAAGAACAUCGCUGUGUGGAGAGCUGGAACAUUUCUUGUUGAAGGGAGACAAAUGAGUCUUCUUGAAUGGAGUAUUCAACGUGGUCAUGAUGAAAUUACAACUAUCCUCAAAAGAUCCGUAAAUCAUCGUGAGAAGAUUCAGAUGUUGAAAACACUGAAUUGCAACAAGUUAGAAGAGACUGAAACACCGAUGCAGGCUUUUGUCGCAAAGGAUCAAUUCAAAAUUGGUGCUGGUGGUUUUUCUUGUGUCUAUGUUGGUCUCAUGAAGGAUGGAAGUGAAGUUGCAGUUAAGAGAAUUUUGGUACAAAGUGAGGAUGAAACAGUUGAAAACGAAAAGGAAAUCAUGAGUCUCAUUGAAACAAACUCUCCAUUUAUAGUGAAAUAUCGACAUUUUCACCGUGACGAUACCUUCAUGUAUCUUAUUGUUGAUCUUUGCGAAGAAACCUUGAGGGAACUUGUUAAAGCAUGCAGUAUUGAACAUCUACAAAGGCAAGGUCCACGAAUGAUUAGGGAAAUUCUAUCCGGACUAGAAUUUCUUCAUGGUAAAGGAAUAUUGCACAGAGAUCUAAAACCAUCAAACGUCCUGGUUGAUAUCGAAGGCCGCAUGAAAUUGGCAGACUUUGGAAUAAGCCGCGUUCUAAAUGACGAUGAAACGACAGUUGAAACAGAUGUUAAAGGCACUCACGGAUGGAUGCCACCGGAAGUAAUUGAAGCCAUUAAGAAAAACGAAAAGGGUCGUUUCAAAAGAAAAUCAGAUAUCUAUGUCGCGGGUAUGAUUGCUUUUUACGUGUUAACCAAAGGUGAACACCCUUUUGGAUCUGCAUUAGAUCGAAUGAAAAAUAUUUUAGAAGAUAAUCGUGUCAAUUUGGAGAAACUUGGUAAUCGCAGAGCUCGUAGGUUUGUGUCGUGGCUGAUUAAUCACAAGAUUAAUGAUAGACCUCACGCUCACGAAGCAUUGAGGGAUUCCUUAUUUAGCAACACCACAACGAACACAGCGAACAAUUAGACAACCAACCACAACGUUUGUUUGAAAUGAUGAAUCCUUCUUAGCCCAACUUUGUCUUUGAAGGAAGAAUUUGGAGCGACACAAGGAUGACAGAACAUAGCUAAUUUUAAAGUAAUUAUCACAUUCACAAUAGUAUAGUAGAGGGGGGAGGAGGGACAGCCCAAGUUUGUCCUUGAAGGGGAAAUUUGGAGCGACAAAAAUUCGACACAAGGCGACAAGACCAGUCGCAUCAAGCGACAAUAAAGCAACGCCGUGGAUUUGUAUUUCAUAGACGGUCGGUAGCAACUUUGAUGGUUGCUAGCAUCAUUUACAGCUUCGGAAGUCGCCGUGUAUUUCGCGACACUUUCCGAAUCCUUUCGUCAAAAAUCGAUAACACGUUGAAUGCUGUUUAAGGUGUUUUAAUAAUUUGCAAGGUUGUUUUAUCGAGGUGAUUCUCGAUCCUGUGCCAAUUAGUAUAGGUAAUAGCAUGGUUUCGAGUGCAGUUUGGAUAUAACAUGCACGAGUGAGUUUUUC
Dendronephthya gigantea is the source of this 1812-nucleotide messenger RNA. RefSeq names its product serine/threonine-protein kinase 24-like. NCBI's taxonomy places the organism in Eukaryota, Metazoa, Cnidaria, Anthozoa, Malacalcyonacea, Nephtheidae. Gene Ontology annotation, biological process: intrinsic apoptotic signaling pathway in response to endoplasmic reticulum stress; protein phosphorylation; IRE1-mediated unfolded protein response. The transcript has 3 exons. Gene Ontology annotation, molecular function: protein serine/threonine kinase activity; ATP binding; RNA endonuclease activity. The coding region runs from base 1 to 1299 and encodes 432 amino acids. Gene Ontology annotation, cellular component: IRE1-TRAF2-ASK1 complex. The record is from RefSeq and is a predicted model, not a curated record.